UUAAUUAUUGUAGAACGUUGCACUUACAACAUCAGCAGGUAUGAAUGUAAAAUUAAAAAGAAAAGAAUAUGUAGGGAACUAUAUCGAAUGCGAUAUUAUUUUAUUGUGCAUAGCGUCAGAAGACAUAGAAUUGCAUUAUCGUCUACGUAAAUGUGAACUCAUUCUUCGCAAUAAUAAUAAAAAAAAAUAUUGACGAAAUGCAAUGUGGAAUCCUGGCGACGCGAAUCUUGAGAUCGCGUGUGCGUCGCUACGCGCGUAGUUUAUCACAGCGGCGCCGAGCGGCGCGCCGAACUCCCGCUCUGAGGUUUGACGAGGUGUCACGUGACCCACGCUAACCGCCAUCUUUCCUUAUCGUAUAAACAGUGCGACCGGGCGCAGCGCGAAUUCUCGCCGUAGAAUCGUGGAUUUCCCAGUGUUUUUGAGUGAUUCGCACGCGAAGAGAUGUCAGACGCUAAGACGGAGACCAAGAGCGACAACAACGUCGAGGAUACGUCCAAGGAACAGUCGACGGAGGAGAAACCGACUCCGACGAAAAACAAACGUAGUGGCACCAAGAGACUCUCUACUCUUGAAAGGGCCGCUCAAGAGAGCGAGGGAUUCUUAAAGGGCAUGAACAAAUCCGUCGGUGAAGUAGAAGGAAGGAGACGCACCCGCAGUUCAGCCAGAGGCCUAACUUCGACAACACCAGUGCCAUCACCAUCUAAGAAGGAAAAAAGGGAAACGUCGACGCGGGGUGGUGGUGGUCGUGGACGCGGACGUCCCAAGAGGCAGGAGAAAAAUAAUGAGAAUAACACGGACGAGGAAACGUCCAAUAACAAAAGCGAAAAGCACACGGAAGAAGAAUCCACAAAAAUGGAAAUAGAUGAGGAAAAGGAAGAGAAAGAGGAAAAAGAGAGCAAGGCGAUACAGAAUGAAGACAAAAAUGCGGAGGGCACGGACAGUAAAGAUAGUAAAGACAGUAAAGACACUGAGAAAGUGUCUGAGGCCAAUUCCAAGGAUGAGAAGGUAACGGAAGUGUCAGAGAACGUGGUGGACGAGGCUAAAAAUACUGUUCUCAGCGAAGAAAAGAAACAGGAGGAAGUGAAGGACAGCUCGGAUUCGAGUCAAGAUGCGACGGACACAGCAGCAGAAGCGCCACCUUUAUCCUUAUCGGAGUCUCAAAAUACCUCCAACACUGUAACUACCGAGGAAAAUAAGGAAUAACCUCCCUUCGCCUGUUUUACCAUUACUUUUAUGAGGUACCAAGGCGGCGCACAUAUUGGGGUCACACAAAUCCAGUCCCCCUCGUCUAUUUUAACUAAUUAACACCUUCUUGUCGAUCGUUGCUUCAACCAGCGCAUUAAAAUUUCUGUUUUAUUUUGACAUUUCUAGAUCGUUGUUUUUCGAAAAAAGACAAAAACAUAGAAUUUGUCGAACUGGUACGAAUUAGCGUUAAAGGAUUAACUUAUUUUCCCCUUCUCUCUCUUUCUCUCUCUCUCUCUCUCUAUCUUAUUUCUCUCUAUCUAUCUAUGUUAUACGCUAUAUUGUAAUCUUCUUAGAAAAAAUUCAUAAUUCUAGGAAGAUUAUUAUAAUAAUCUAGGAAGAGAUAUAGGCAUAAAUCGUUAAUCUAGCGUUAAUUCAGAUUGUCGAUAUAACUAAUUCUUAAAACUUGAUGUUUAACUUAUUUUUCAAUCUUUGAAAUUAUCACAUACGCUAUUCUCUUCCACGUUAUUGCUAUUCUUUUUUUUUCAUAUUUAAAGUCAAUUUCAACCAAUUUUUGUUUAGUCAGUUAAUAAAUAUUCUUUUAUGAUGUUUUAUGUAUAGCAUGUAUAUUAUAUUUAUAUAUGUUUAAAUUUUAUUUUGUUUAUAAUAUAAAAAUCUUGUCCUGCGCUGGUUAGUUAGCGAUAAGCAACGCGAGGUGUAGAGCAUACGUUGUUCAUGUACAAUGAUAAUAUUAUUGUAAAAUAUAUUUAAUAUGGACUUAUAUAGAGAGAAGUUGUUUUCAAAUCAGAGCUGACAUCCGGGUCCUAUAGUAUAACGCCUAUGAUUCAGAUCUGAUAUGGAAGUAGCUAAAGAUUAAUUCGUACAUAGCAAAUUACUAUAAUACCUUUAUCGUAUAUAAAUAGUGACUGAAUGAAGUGGAAUAUAUGAGAACUAUGGUGAAAUGAUUUCUCUUUUUCAUGGAUUAAGCGGAAAUAAAAUUUCUGAGAAACGC
Molecule: messenger RNA, 2194 nt
Organism: Pogonomyrmex barbatus (red harvester ant)
Lineage: Eukaryota; Metazoa; Arthropoda; Insecta; Hymenoptera; Formicidae
Source: RefSeq, a predicted model, not a curated record